AUGUCCCGAGCACCAGAUCGCACCUUCUCCUUUGAUGACGACGACGAAAUAGCUCUCGACGCAAACCGGAGAAACUACCUUUCACAGGACAACAAUACCUUCCGAGAAGCGCAGCCUUCCCCUCCUCCAGGCUAUACAGACUCUCCGACCAGACUCUACAAUGAUCGUCCACCUUCACCUCCAGCUCAUCGAUAUACGCCUUACCAACCCCCCCAACCCACCGGCCCUAUCGACUCUCAAACGGCCCGCCCUCGGAUUGCAGUAAACACUAGACAAGCCCGAGAGGGUGCUUACGGUAGUCGGGACCUGGGUCACUCCGCCUCGAACCGGACCGCAUCAACAAUAACCCCGGGAGCUGACAACUGGGGGGAUAGAGCUGUUGGCGGUGGAAUGACAGGUAUCGCUUUGGGCGUUGCCAAUACGAACGAACGGGAAAGUGGUAUAGAAGCAUUACGAUCGCUGGACGGCACACAACCAGCUAGAGGUCUUCCACCAGAGCGCUACGACACGAUGCCGUCAGAUACGCCAAAUAUACCUGCUCCCCUAUUCCAUAGUCGCGAUCCAUUCACCUCGCCAGCUCUCUCAGGCAGGUCUAAUCCCUUUGAAGAUGAAAGAGGUGACAUUUCACCUUCACCUGGAGAUCUCACUCCUCGGGGCUACCCUUCUACGCACAGUAUUCCCAUGAAUGAUGGCGAUGAUUAUGGGGCACCACCAAUAAAGCCAAGGAGGUCGAUGCUAGGUCUCAACGGCGAAGGUGCGGCGACUGCAGCUGGAGGUGCUGCUGCCACCGGAGGAAUCUUGGGGGCGCUGGGAGGUCUUGUCGGAAAGACCGCUGCUGGUAGCAACGGGGCACGGGACCCUUCUGGUCAAUACGGUGCUGUGCCUGGAUCAUCCGGACCCGGCGUUGAUGACGGCGUUGAGAAGAGCGCUUGGCUCAGCAAGCAGACCUCUGGAAGGAGAAGAUUGCAGUGGAUUGUGGGCACCAUUGUUGUUUUGGCAAUUAUUGGUGGAAUAGUUGGCGGAGUGAUUGCUGCGUUGCGCAGCCGCAGUUCUAGCAGCUCUGAUUCCUCAUCCUCCGGCCAAUCCUCUGGACCGACCGAUAGUGAUUUGGAUAUGAACUCACCAGAGAUCAAAAAGCUGAUGGAUAAUUCUAAUCUCCACAAGGUCUUUCCAGGAAUGGACUACACACCAUUCAACGCGCAGUAUCCUGCGUGUUUGACCAAUCCUCCCAGUCAAGAUAAUGUCACGAUGGACAUCGCUGUGCUGUCGCAGCUUACCAACGCCGUUCGAUUAUAUGGAACCGACUGUAACCAGACGCAGAUGGUUCUCCAUGCCAUCGACAAAUUAUCACUCCCGGAUAUGAAAGUCUGGUUAGGCGUAUGGCUGGACAACAACAGCACAACCAGCAAUCGCGGCCUCGAUGCUAUGUAUCAAAUCAUUUCUCAGUACGGCGCCAGCCCUUUCGCUGGAGUCAUCGUUGGGAACGAGGUUCUUUACCGCAAAGACAUGACAGAGACACAGCUGAGCGAUCUCCUCGGAGGCGUCAAGACGAAUUUCACAAAUCAAAAAAUUGACCUUGAUAUCGCCACCUCAGAUCUAGGUGAUAAUUGGAUCGCGGCCCUUACCGACAACGUUGAUUAUGUCAUGUCGAACAUCCAUCCGUUCUUUGCAGGUGUUGCGGCGGAAAUAGCAGCUGGCUGGACUUGGGAUUUCUGGCAGGAUUUUGAUACAGUCCUGACCAAUGGGACGACGAAGCAGAAUGUCAUCUCUGAGACCGGUUGGCCGAGUGGAGGUGGUACGGAUUGUGGAGAGGCCAGUACCUGCGUCAAUGGUAGUGUGGCGGGUAUUGAUGGGAUGAACACCUACAUGGAUACCUUCGUUUGUCAAAGUCUAACCAAUAAGACGAACUACUUCUGGUUCGAAGCUUUCGAUGAGCCAUGGAAACAGAGUCUCAAUACGCCUGGCAAGGAAUGGGAAGACAAAUGGGGUUUGAUGGAUCCGGGUCGAAAUUUGAAGCCUGGAUUGACCAUCCCCAAUUGUGGAGGCCAGACUGUCACGUAG
Messenger RNA from Letharia columbiana, 2061 nucleotides. RefSeq lists its product as uncharacterized. Gene Ontology annotation, cellular component: extracellular region; cell surface; fungal-type cell wall. Bases 1 to 2061 code for a protein of 686 amino acids. Gene Ontology annotation, molecular function: 1,3-beta-glucanosyltransferase activity; glucan endo-1,3-beta-D-glucosidase activity. Lineage: Eukaryota; Fungi; Ascomycota; Lecanoromycetes; Lecanorales; Parmeliaceae. Gene Ontology annotation, biological process: carbohydrate metabolic process; cell wall organization. The record is from RefSeq and is a predicted model, not a curated record. The transcript has 3 exons.